AUGUCUACUGCGAUAAUGCACAGCGCGUCACUCUACGACUUUGGAGAGUACCCACGCAAGAACCAGACAAACGCUUCCCGAGGCAACACACAGAUGAUCGUUGGCGGUGGUGGUGUUGGCGGGGGCAACGUGCACAACAUCACGCCCGUCGGCGGUGCGUCCAGCAACAGCAACGGGUUUGUGUUUGCGUCCACCUUCAAUGUUACCGCUGCGUUGGCCGCUACCAACACCAAUGGCAACGCGCAGCAAACGCUCAACGGCAACCAUCAUAUCGAGCAGCAGCAAUCUCAGCAGUCGCCGCACUUCCAUCGCAAGAACCAGCUGAGUCGGCUGCUGCUGGAUCUGGAUGAUACUGCCGCGCAGCACAAGCAGCAACAGGGCAACAAUGGUGGUGGUGGUGGUGGUGGUGGUGGAGGUGGCGGAGCGUCACACCAUCACACCCUGUACCGUACCGCUUCCCAGCCAGCGACCCGCCAGAUGGUGGGAAAUCUGCUGGAGAUGAUCGCCCUGAACGGGAUCAAGCUGACCCAGGACAUCAGCUUUGCCAGCAGCGGCAGCAACAGCGCCAACUCCAUUAGCAGCAACAACGGCAACAACAGCAACCAGCUCGCUACUACUAGCAACACCACUUCCUCCUCCUCCGGUCACCGGAAGUUGGAACGAACGCAGUCCGAACCGCUGCCACAGCAAGUAAAUACCUCGAGAUACAAAACCGAGCUCUGCCGACCGUACGAGGAGGCGGGAGAGUGCAAGUACGGUGACAAGUGUCAGUUCGCGCACGGCAUGCAGGAGCUGCGUAAUCUGCAGCGCCACCCGAAGUACAAGACGGAACUGUGCCGCACGUUCCACAGCGUCGGCUUCUGUCCGUACGGGCCACGCUGUCACUUCGUGCACAAUGCCGAAGAAGCGCGCAACCACAACCGCAACGUGGCGGCCUAUCAUGCACGGUUGGCUGCGGCUGCUGCAGCCGCUGCCGGCGGCAACAACUCAUCAUCCCAGUCGUCGCAGACCGGGACCAGAACCGGCAACGGUCCCAGUAUGCUUAACAGCAACAAUCAGCAGCAGCAUCAUCAUGGACACGGCCAUCACCACAGUCAGCAACAGCAGCAGCAGCAGCAGCACAAGGCAAUGUCGAUUGCACAGCUGCAAACGGCCAUUCUGCAGCAAUCGUCUAUCGCUCAUGCUCAGCAGCAACAGCAGCAACAGCUUCAUCAUCAUCAGCAACAACACCAUCAUCAGUUGCCACUCAGCCCGGCACUGUCGAUGUCCACCGGUUCUGAUCGGGCCUCACCGAUCGGCUCGCUGUCGCUGAGCCCAACCACCUCGAUGGCGAACUUCUUCCCGGAAGCGAUCAGUCCCACGCUGCAGCAGGGUGGUGCCAUUCCGCAACCGUUCCUAUUCCCAACCAGCCCACCGGCCAGUCCGAUCGAGGGCCUGUCGCCAAUGGCCACACCACCACCGUCAUCACCCUCGCUAGUCGCCAUGAAGAUGGGUGGAGGUGGUGGAUCGAUUGGUCACGCAGGUGUUGUCAACAAUAUGGCCCCUAUCGGCAUGGGGCAGGAGGACCGGCUUCCGGUGUUUAAUAUGUUGAGCUCCGUCGUCGAAUCACACUACUCUCAACUCACAAUAUAA
This is a messenger RNA of Anopheles marshallii, 1632 nucleotides long. RefSeq names its product protein TIS11 (gene Tis11). The coding region runs from base 1 to 1632 and encodes 543 amino acids. Gene Ontology annotation, molecular function: mRNA binding; metal ion binding. The record is from RefSeq and is a predicted model, not a curated record. NCBI's taxonomy places the organism in Eukaryota, Metazoa, Arthropoda, Insecta, Diptera, Culicidae. The transcript has 3 exons.